Messenger RNA from Protobothrops mucrosquamatus (brown spotted pit viper), 2376 nucleotides. RefSeq names its product DEAD-box helicase 31 (gene DDX31). Gene Ontology annotation, biological process: ribosome biogenesis. The transcript is spliced from 22 exons. The record is from RefSeq and is a predicted model, not a curated record. The coding region runs from base 1 to 2376 and encodes 791 amino acids. Lineage: Eukaryota; Metazoa; Chordata; Lepidosauria; Squamata; Viperidae. Gene Ontology annotation, cellular component: nucleus. Gene Ontology annotation, molecular function: RNA helicase activity; nucleic acid binding; ATP binding.
AUGGUAGCCGGCAUGGCCUGGCUGCAAGCCUGGAAAAGAACAUUAGAAGAUGCACAGGAAGCCACUCCUGUAAAAAAGCAGCGCUCUUCUCCAGUGGCCCAGACCAAAAAGCCAUGGAAAAAACCCCAAACUCACAUCAAAGGAACUGGGCUACCAGUAUCAUCCCCGGAGAAGCUUUCGUCUGAAGCCAGAGCAGGCGACAUUAACAAGAGACCUUUUGUAAAGACUUCCAGCCUUUUUAAAAACAAUCCAGAAAUCCCCCACAUUCAGAGAACUGUGGUGAAACAAGUUCAAGAGGAGAUUUUCACCUCAGAUUCCUUUGACCAGCUGGAUCUCCACCCUCACUUGAUUUCAACAAUAUCCUCAUCCUUGAAAAUAUCGAGCAUGACCAGUGUUCAGAAGGAGGCCAUUCCCACGUUGCUACAAGGAAAGGAUGCUCUGAUCAGAUCACAGACGGGCUCAGGAAAGACCCUUGCCUAUAGCAUCCCCCUCAUACAAUCCUUACAAAAACUGGAGUCCAAAAUCAAGCGUAGUGACGGACCAUAUGCCCUUAUCCUGGUUCCAACUAGGGAGCUAGCUCUACAGAGUUUUGAAACCCUCCAGAAGCUCUUAAAGCCAUUUACCUGGAUUGUGCCAGGAGUCUUGAUGGGGGGCGAAAAGAAGAAAUCGGAAAAAGCCAGAUUGCGCAAAGGAAUCAACAUCCUCGUGGCAACUCCUGGACGGCUGGUGGAUCACAUCACAUCUACCCAGUGCAUCCACUUCCGCUGUAUCCGGUGGCUGAUUCUGGAUGAGGCUGACAGAAUUUUGGAUCUGGGCUUUGAAAAGGCCGUGGCCGCGAUAUUAAACGCGGUCAAUGCAGCCAGCCCGAAACGGCAAAACAUUCUUUUAUCAGCCACACUUUCCGAAGGGGUCUCGAGGUUAGCUCAUAUUAGCUUGCAAGACCCGGCCUGCAUUUCGGUGGCGUCAGAAGCCCUGGCUUCAAAUGCGUCGCGGGAAAAAGACCGCCUUCUGGACGUUGUGGCCGUUCUUCCUGCGCAGGAGCAGCGAGGCAGUUUUGCCGUGCCCGAAAAACUCCGCCAGAACGUGGUGAUGGUCCCAGGCAAGCUAAGACUAGUGACGUUGGCGGCUUUCCUGUUUGGGAAAUUCAAGUUCGAAAAACGCCACAAGGUGAUUGUUUUCUUCUCGAGCUGCGAGCAGGUGGAGUUUCACUACGUCCUCUUCCAAAAAGUGUUAUGUGAGGAAUCCGGGGGUGAAGCAUCAGGGUUAGCACCAGCCCCUCCUUCUCCGUUGACCUUCGCACGUUUGCACGGUGACAUGAAACAAGAGGAGAGAUCGUCCGUGUUCCAGGCUUUUCUGCAGUCAAAGACCGGGGUGUUACUCUGCACGGAUGUUGCUGCUCGCGGUUUAGAUCUGCCUCAAGUCACCUGGAUUGUGCAGUAUAAUCCACCAGCUUCGCUCGCGGAAUACGUCCACCGAGUCGGGAGGACAGCCCGAAUUGGCAGCCCUGGAAACAGCCUGCUCAUCCUUUUACCUUCAGAGGCCGAAUAUGUCAGCUUUCUGGCUUCGUACAAGAUUAACAUUGCAGAGAUAAAAAUGGAGCAGAUUUUGUCUAACUUAAUGAAAGAUGACCGUUUCAAAGGAAACCAGGGGAGAUACCAGAAGAGCCAGCAGGGAGAGUUACAGGAAAUACACCGAAGAGCCACCGUGAUGCAGACCGAAUUUGAGGAUUUUGUCCACUCCGGCGCCAAAACCCUCCGAGGGGGCAAAAAAGCCCUGCAGUCCUUCAUUCGCUCGUACGCCACCUACCCCGCCAACCUCAAGCCCAUCUUCCACAUCCGGGCUCUGCACUUGGGUCACGUGGCCAAGAGUUUUGGACUCCGCGACGCUCCUGGGAAUCUCGGCGCUGCUGCCGGAGCCUCGCGGCCGGGAAAGAAGCAGAAAAGGAGAAUAAAAGCUUUCUCACUUUCGUUUCCAGAAAUCCGGGUCCGGUCUUCCCGGCUCGGCUUUGAAGAGGAAGAGGAAAAAAGGGCUAAGAAAAUUGGGAGAGCAGAAUUCUCCCAGCUGAUCUGGGAGCUCUCGAUGGCUUGUGUGGACAGGAUUGGGAAACGGCUGGAAGAAGAGGGGAGACACAACCUCAGGAAUGACAGUGCCCUUUUCAGUCUAGAAGAGGAAAUCAGACCAACCAGUUUCAACCAGAAAUGUUCCUCUCCUCCUGAUCUAGAAGAACAGACCAACCAGGUUCAACCAGACAUGGCCCCCUUUCCUCUUGAUCUAGAAGAGACCAACCAGGUUCAACCAGAAAUGUUCCCCUUUCCUCCUGAUCUAGAAGAACAGACCAACCAGGUUCAACCAGAAAUGUUCCUCCUCCUGAUCUAG